GAAAGGGGGCUGAGCGAAUGGCAGUUACACAUCUUUUAGUGUGGACCAGGAGUUGCUGAAAAAUCUCUUUAGAAAUGGACACCCUCUACAGCUCUUUGCUUGUAGCAGAUGGGACUGGCGAGGGGAAGACGAUCCUGGAAUCUAACCGCGGGGCUCUCUAUUCCCCCCUGAAGCAUCAGCAGACAUUUUUGAAUCAGCUGAGGGAGAUCACUGGUAUCAAUGACAUCCAGGUACUACAGCAGGCACUGAAGGAUAGCAAUGGUAAUUUGGAGUUGGCUGUGGCUUUCCUCACUGCAAAGAAUGCCAAGGUACCCCAGCAAGAGGAGGCAAGCUACUAUCAGACAGCACUUCCUGGAAAUGACAGAUAUAUCAGUGUGGGCAGCCAGGCAGAUACAAAUGUGAUUGAUCUCACUGGAGAUGAUAAAGAUGAUCUUCAGAGGGCAAUUGCCUUGAGUUUGGAGGAAUCAAACAGGGCAUUCAGGGAGACUGGAAUAACAGAUGAGGAACAAGCCAUUAGCAGAGUUUUAGAAGCCAGUAUUGCAGAAAAUAAAGCAAGUUUAAAGAGGACGCAUCCAGAAAUAUGGAGUGACUCUCCAAACCCUUAUGAUCGGAAGCGACAAGACAACUGUCCAGUGGGAUUGAAGAACGUGGGAAAUACGUGCUGGUUUAGUGCUGUCAUUCAGUCAUUAUUUAACCUACUGGAGUUUCGAAGGCUAGUUUUGAAUUUCAAUCCUCCUGCGAAUGCUCAAGACUUGCCCCGAAACCAAAAGGAACAUAGGAAUUUGCCUUUCAUGCGUGAAUUGAGGUACCUGUUUGCACUUCUGGUUGGUUCAAAAAGAAAAUAUGUCGACCCAUCUAGGGCGGUUGAAAUUCUUAAAGAUGCUUUUAAAUCAAAUGAUUCUCAACAGCAAGAUGUUAGUGAAUUUACACACAAAUUACUAGAUUGGUUGGAAGAUGCCUUCCAAAUCAAAGCUGAAGAAGAGAGGGAUGGAGAGAAACCAAAGAACCCAAUGGUGGAGUUAUUUUAUGGACGAUUUCUAGCAGUUGGUGUACUUGAAGGUAAAAAAUUUGAAAACACGGAAAUGUUUGGCCAGUAUCCACUACAGGUUAAUGGCUUUAAAGAUCUGCAUGAGUGCCUAGAAGCUGCAAUGAUUGAAGGAGAAAUUGAAUCUCUCCAUUCAGAAAACUCUGCAAAGUCUGGUCAGGAGCACUGGUUCACUGAGCUUCCUCCUGUCUUAACUUUUGAGCUGUCAAGAUUUGAAUUUAAUCAGGCUUUGGGGAGACCAGAGAAGAUACACAACAAAUUAGAAUUUCCUCCAAUUUUGUAUCUGGACAGAUAUAUGCACAAAAACAGAGAAUUAACAAGAAUUAAACGGGAUGAAAUCAAGAGACUCAAAGAGUAUCUCACGGUUUUACAGCAGAGAUUAGAACGAUAUUUAAGCUAUGGUUCUGGUCCUAAACGAUUCCCCUUGGUAGAUGUCCUGCAGUACGCCUUGGAGUUUGCCUCCAGCAAGCCGGUGUGCACAUCUCCAGUGGAUGACCUGGGUGCUAGUGCCCCCUCCAGUGGGACGCUGCCUGCCCAGACCUCACCCAGCGCAGUAGAGCAGCAGGGGCCUUCUUCUUCAGAUGUUCCAAGCACAUCACCUGUACAAAGAUCUGUAAUACAUAAACCAUUCACACAAUCACGAAUUCCUCCUGAUCUGCCAAUGCAUCCAGCACCCAGGCACAUCACUGAAGAAGAGCUUUCUGUCUUAGAAGGCUGCCUGCAUCGCUGGAGGACGGAAGUAGAAAACGACACUAGAGAUUUACAAGAAAGUAUAUCUAGAAUACAUCGAACAAUUGAAUUGAUGUACUUUGACAAAACAAUGAUCCAAGUUCCUUAUAGAUUGCAUGCUGUGUUGGUUCAUGAAGGUCAAGCCAAUGCAGGACAUUACUGGGCAUAUAUUUAUGACCACCAUCAGAACAGAUGGAUGAAGUACAAUGACAUUUCUGUGACAAAGUCAACUUGGGAAGAGUUGGAACGGGACUCUUUUGGUGGUUACAGGAAUGCCAGUGCAUACUGUUUGAUGUAUAUCAAUGAUAAGGAACAGUACUUGAUAGAAGAGGAAUUUAACAAAGAAACGGGGCAGGUACUUGUAGGAAUGGACACACUACCUUCUGAUCUAAGGGAUUAUGUUAAGGAAGACAAUAAACGUUUUGAAAAAGAACUUGAAGAAUGGGAUGCAGAACUUGCUCAGAAAGCACAGCAGGAAAAAUUGCUAUCUCAGAUUCCCAGAGCUCCAGCACCCUCACCUGCUCCAGUUCAAGCAGGAGAACCAGAAUAUUUAGAACAGCCAUCAAGAACUGAUCUUUCAAAGCACUUAAAAGAAGAUUCUGUACAAGCGAUCAAUAAAGCUUUAGCUGAACAAGAAGAUAGAAGUCCAGAAGCUAUAAUGGAUACGAGCUCUCAUAAUGCCUCAGCUCAACCAGCUCCUAACCAGCGAGUUGUAGAGGUGGCGAUUCCUGAUGUAGGGACUUUUGUGAUUGAGUCAGAGGAGGGGGGUUAUGACGAUGAGGUCAUGCUGACCCCGAACAUGCAAGGUAUUAUCAUGGCUAUAGGUAAAGCCAGGAAUGUUUAUGACAGGUGUGGGCCAGAAGCAGGGUUCUUUAAGGCAAUUAAGUUGGAAUAUACGCGUCUGCUAAAAUUAGCCCAGGAAGAUCCACCACCUGAAUGUGAUUACCGUUUGCGUCAUGCAAUAGUUUACUUCAUCCAAAACCAGGCACCAAAGAAGAUAAUUGAGAGAACGUUACUGGAACAGUUUGGAGAUCACAAUCUUAGCUUUGAUGAAAGGUGCCGUAACAUAAUGAAGGUUGCUCAAGCUAAGCUUGAAAUGAUAAAGCCGGAUGAAGUAAACAUGGAGGAAUAUGAGAGAUGGCAUCAAGACUAUAGAAAUUUCAGGGAAACAACCAUGUUUCUCAUGGUAGGAUUGGAGUUUUUCCAAAAAAAGAGCUAUAUGGAAGCCUUGCUCUACCUUAUCUAUGCUUACCAGAAUAACAAAGAACUCUUGUCCAAAGGCCCAUACAGAGGGCAUGAUGAAGAGCUGAUAUCUCACUACAGACGAGAAUGUUUGCUAAAACUAAAUGAACAUGCUGCAGCACUGUUUGAAUCAGGAGAUGAUCAGGAAGUAAAUAAUGGCCUGAUCAUUAUGAAUGAGCUUAUUGUCCCAUGUUUGCCAUUACUACUGGUGGAUGAAAUGGAAGAGAAAGAUAUUGUUGCUGUGGAAGAUAUGAGAAAUCGUUGGUGUUCCUAUCUUGGACAAGAAAUGGAACCUAACUUGCAAGAAAAGCUGACAGAUUUCCUGCCAAAACUACUAGAUUGUUCUACAGAGAUUAAAGGUUUCAAUGACCCGCCAAAGUUACCCUCCUACUCCACACAUGAACUGUGUGAAAGAUAUGCCCGAAUCAUGUUGUCACUCAGUCGAACUCCAGCUGAUGGAAGAUAAAUUCUGCAACCUUCCUGAGCACAUUGUAUAAACUUUUUUAGUUCUUAAACCUUGCCUUCCUGUCACAGGGUUUGCUUGUUGCUGCUAUAGUUUUUAACUUUUUUUAUUUUAAUAACUGCAAAAGAGAAAUGACUGUACAAAUUUUAGCCAGACUGCAAACAAUUAAAGCUGGGAAUCGCAUGGCGCUCAGUUGUUUCAACCAGAAUUGAUGCAACUUGCAAGUCUGAUAACUAUGGCAAAACUGCUUUUUUGCCACUUCUCUGUUACAGUAUUACUUUGCUUUUAUCUUAAGAUCCUUUACUUUAUCAACAGCUGUCUGGAUCAUUUUGUGACUGCAACUAAAUUUAAGUGUCCAGUGCUGUGUAAAUACAUGGUACUUGGUAGCUUGUAAAUGAAAUGAAAGAAUAAAGUUUUAUUUAUGGCUA
Lagopus leucura (white-tailed ptarmigan) is the source of this 3907-nucleotide messenger RNA. It is a transcript of the gene USP25, whose product is annotated as ubiquitin specific peptidase 25. Gene Ontology annotation, molecular function: cysteine-type endopeptidase activity; cysteine-type deubiquitinase activity; protein binding. Gene Ontology annotation, cellular component: nucleus; cytosol. The transcript is spliced from 26 exons. NCBI's taxonomy places the organism in Eukaryota, Metazoa, Chordata, Aves, Galliformes, Phasianidae. Bases 75 to 3482 code for a protein of 1135 amino acids. Gene Ontology annotation, biological process: protein deubiquitination; regulation of protein stability. The record is from RefSeq and is a predicted model, not a curated record.